AUGGACGACGAGUUCCUCACUAAUUUAACCCCGGCUCUGGUUGGAGACUCCGAGGCUCUGAGCCCCAACUCCACCGAGGAGCCCGGCUGGUGGGCGUCCGGGGACGGUGGGGAGGCUGUCCACUUCGCCGUGCGCUGCGUCAUGACCUCGGUGUACAUCAUGAUCAUCACCGUGGGUCUGCUGGGAAACAUCACCCUGGUGAAGAUCUUCAUCACCAACAGCGCCAUGAGGAGCGUGCCUAACAUCUUUAUCUCCAGUUUGGCUGCGGGAGACUUGCUGCUGCUGGUCACCUGCGUGCCAGUGGACGCUUUUCGCUACUUCUCCGAGGAGUGGGUGUUUGGCGAGGCGGCGUGUAAACUCAUCCCCGUCAUCCAGCUCACCUCGGUCGGUGUGUCUGUGUUCACGCUCACUGCACUCAGCGCGGACAGGUACAAGGCCAUAGUGAACCCGAUGGACAUCCAGACGUCCAGCGCUGUCUUCUGGACGUGUCUGAAGGCAGUUUCUAUCUGGCUGGUGUCUGUCCUGCUGGCUGUUCCUGAGGCUAUUUUCUCACAAGUUGUUUCCAUGCCGGGUCACAGGGACAACAGUAACGUGACUUUCGUGAACUGCGUGCCGUACCCGUUGUCCAAUCAGAUGCAUCCUAAGAUCCACUCGGUGAUGAUCUUCUUGGUUUACUUCCUGAUCCCUCUGGCCAUCAUCUCCGUGUAUUACUACCACAUCGCCCGCACGCUCAUCAAGAGCGCCCACGACAUGCCUGGGGAAGUCAGCGAGCACACCAAGAGACAGAUGGAGACAAGGAAACGUCUAGCCAAGAUCGUGUUGGUGUUUGUGGGUCUGUUCGCCCUGUGCUGGUUCCCCAACCACGUGCUCUAUAUGUACCGCUCCUUCCACUACCACCAGAUGGACCUGUCACUGGCCCACCUCGUCAUCACGCUGCUGGCAAGAGUCCUCAGCUUCUCCUCCUCCUGUGUCAACCCCUUUGCCCUCUACCUGCUGAGCGAGAGUUUCCGCCGGCACUUCAACAGUCAGCUUCGAUGCGGUCGAGGUCCACGGCCCGAGCGCCAGGCCAGCUACCUUCACAGCACCUCCCACAUCCGCCUCACCUCCAUCAAAAAGACCACACCUACCGCCGCCAUCAUUGCGCCCGCCGCCAACGGAAGCUCAAGCAGACAAGAAGUGGCUCUGUGA
Scomber japonicus (chub mackerel) is the source of this 1188-nucleotide messenger RNA. It is a transcript of the gene nmbr, whose product is annotated as neuromedin B receptor. The record is from RefSeq and is a predicted model, not a curated record. Gene Ontology annotation, molecular function: bombesin receptor activity. Lineage: Eukaryota; Metazoa; Chordata; Actinopteri; Scombriformes; Scombridae. Gene Ontology annotation, cellular component: membrane. Bases 1 to 1188 code for a protein of 395 amino acids. Gene Ontology annotation, biological process: bombesin receptor signaling pathway. The transcript is spliced from 5 exons.